AUGGCGAACCUGGCGCUGGCGGAGGCCCCUUCCACGCAGGUGGAUCAGGAGGUGGGCGACAUCCUGGGAGCUGCAGUGGAUACUCUUUUCCCAGGGACGCGGGAUGCGGAGAUGCCACAGGCCUCGCACUGGGCAAGCGGAAAGACCCGGGCAUGGCUGCGGGCCCUCUCAAGGCAAGGCCAACGCAACCCCACGGGGAGCCAGGAGGCUGGCCAAGAUCCGGGGCAGAGCUCGGAGCAGGGCUCGGAUCCACGGCAGUGGACCCGGGAGAGGACUCGUCAACGGCAGGACGAGAUGUGGCGACAGUGGGAGUCGGGUACGGCAUGGUAUCAGAACGAGGAGAUAAAGAAACUCCGAAAAGAGAUGGGAUAUCUCCAGGAGCAGAUGAGGCUCCUUGCCCGAAUGUCUUUGAGGCAAGAAGACGAGCUCUCGCAAAUGCGAACCGAGAGAGACUUCGUGCUCACUUUCGAGCCGCCGACCCAGGCAGCAGAGGGCAACGAGGCGAACAUGCUGGGACUCCUCUUCCGGGCCAGGAUCACCACAAGCCUGGAACAGCCCGAGGACCGGGAGCAGCUGGCCAUGCUCAAGCUUCUCCGACAGACGGAGGGCGGGGGCAUGGAGUGGCCGUAUCUACGAUGGAGUCAGGAGCAGCUCCUGGAGGAGGCCCCGGUUGCAGCACUGCCCCACACCGACCUCAUGACGGCCCUGGCAACUUUGGAGGAAGCUGGUGGAGAACCAUCAGUCCCCGGUUACUUUCCUGGUAUCCAUCGGAAUGCGGGCAAAAGCCUCCUCUGCUACCGCGCACUGUGCUCGCUAUGCUUCAACGCCAGCUCCCAGCUGCUGAAGCUCCGCAUCCGCCCAGCCAAGAUGGAGAGACAGCCUUUGGCCAAGGUCUUGGCGGAGCACUUCCCACCACCGGAAAUGGCUAUGGGCAGGGGGAAGCAAGGCGAAGGGCAGGGCAAGCAGAGGACAAGCCCGCCUCGAACGAGCCCCUCCCGACAGGCUGCACCCAAGUCACCACCGAAGGCCACGGCAACGGAGGGAGCAGCAGAGGAGCGGAAGGAGGCAACGGAGCAGGCAGCCAGCUGA
This is a messenger RNA of Symbiodinium sp. CCMP2456, 1089 nucleotides long. Lineage: Eukaryota; Dinophyceae; Suessiales; Symbiodiniaceae. The record is from the annotation of a GenBank genome assembly.